AUGGCUAAUAGUGUAUCGAGAAAAUCGAUGAACAGAGAGGCUUCAGAGAACGAGGAUGACAUUGAUAGGAGACUCAGGCUUCUUAAUAAGCCUGCAGUGAAGAGCAUUCAGAUGAAACCCAGCAUUGAAUUGCCUUUAGAAAACAAAGCAACAAAAAGUGAGCCCUCAAAACCAGUAAUAUCUCAGACUUGGCAAAAGAGUGGAAGCUGUCCUAAGGGAACUAUUCCCAUCCGGCGAAUCCGGCGGCAAGACUUGUUGAGAGCUUCUAGUCUCGAGCAAUUUGGGAAAAUGUAUCAGCCUCAGGACCACGUGGCAAAUUCAACCCUCAAUGAAAAUGUUCGAAACUUGGUCAUAAAUGGAACCAAAGUCUCUCUUCCUUAUACACAAGAUCGUUCUCAAGCAGUCCUUUUAACAGCAGGGUUCAGCUACAUAGGAGCUUCGGGCGACAUAAACUUAUGGAAUCCGAACCUUGAUUUGCCAGAUGACUUCACUACAGCCCAGAUAUGGCUUCUAGGCGGCCCCGGCGAUAAGUAUGAAAGUGUUGAAGCAGGAUGGAUGGUGAACCCGAAGUUAUAUGGAGAUAAGCAGACUCGACUUUUCACGCAUUGGACAGUCGAUGGAAGCAAAGCCACAGGCUGCUUCGAUUUGACCUGUUCUGGGUUCGUUCAAACUAGUACCGACGUGGCCCUCGGCUCUGCCCUGGGCCCGAUAUCUUCUGAAGGGGCACAAUAUCAGAUAUCAGUCGGUUUGUUCUUGGAUCCUCAUUCUACCAACUGGUGGCUACGCCUCACGAACAACCUGGUCCUCGGGUAUUUUCCGGGAUCCCUUUUCUUCUACUUGAAGCAAAAAGCCAUAAUGGUCAACUGGGGAGGUCAAGUGUACAGUACGAUGGUGAAGAAGUCUCCUCACACCAGAACUGCCAUGGGAAGCGGGGAGUACUCGGAGGCAUUCCACGGCCGCGCCUGCUACAUCAAAAACGUUAGGAUUGUGGACUACUCACUUUCACUCAAGUACCCUGAAAUGGUUCAGGUUUACAAUGAUGAAGUGUAUUGCUACAAUGGAAACAACCAUAGAGAUACGCCGGUCGAUGAGCCUGUUUUCUACUUCGGUGGGCCAGGACAAAAUAAUUUCUGUAAGUGA
This is a messenger RNA of Eucalyptus grandis, 1140 nucleotides long. RefSeq lists its product as uncharacterized. The coding region runs from base 1 to 1140 and encodes 379 amino acids. The record is from RefSeq and is a predicted model, not a curated record. The transcript is spliced from 6 exons. Lineage: Eukaryota; Viridiplantae; Streptophyta; Magnoliopsida; Myrtales; Myrtaceae.